AUGAAAAGAAAUAUGCCACAUAAAACCCUGCUCCCUUUCAUGGUGGGAGGUGCGGUAGCAGUUGGUGAACAACCGAUCAAAGGACUCAUUUGUCCUGCGGCCGGAGCCCGGAUGACCGUAGCGGAGACGUUGACCAAUCUUCUCGCCGCUCCCAUAACUGACAUCAAGGACGUGAAAAUGUCAGGCAACUGGAUGUGGGCAGCCAAAUGCGAUGGCGAAGGAGCUCGACUAGUCGAGGCUUGUGAUGCUCUUUGUGAGGCUCUUGCUGCUGUCGGAUGUGCGAUCGACGGUGGUAAAGAUUCUCUCAGUAUGGCAGCGAAGGUCGAUGACGAGCUGGUGAAGGCUCCAGGUACUCUGGUUCUGUCCGCAUAUGCGCCAUGCCCUGAUGUUACAAAGGUGCUCACACCUGAUUUCAAGGGACCGCGAGGUGGCAACAACCCCACAAAGAUCGUUUAUGUUCGAAUGGGGAGCUCGAUGAAACACAAUCGACUGGGUGGAACAGCUCUUGCUCAGGUUCUUCGCCAGGGGACGAAUCGCCAGAUGUGGAAGACCUUGACAUCGCUGGCUCGCACGUUCACGGCUAUUCAGAAGAUGAUCACGGACGAUUUGAUUCUCUCAGUCCAUGAUGUGUCCGAUGGCGGCUUCAUCACAUCACUUCUGGAAAUGUCGUUCGCUGGCAACAUAUCGAUCAAAGUUGACAUCAGCUGUGAAUCAGGUGGAUCUUUAGUCUAUUCAUUUGAA
Cooperia oncophora is the source of this 741-nucleotide messenger RNA. NCBI's taxonomy places the organism in Eukaryota, Metazoa, Nematoda, Chromadorea, Rhabditida, Trichostrongylidae. The record is from the annotation of a GenBank genome assembly.